CAUCAAUUUCUCCGAAGAAGACUUCCGGUGGUGUGUCAUGGCGGUGGCAUGGUGAGUCCCACAGAAAGGGAAAAAUACUCGCCCCUUUCGUCCUUCCCCACCUAUUCUGGACAGAUUUUCAUGCAUUAAUAAGCCUCCAGCUCCGGUGUUACGUCUUGGAUUUACCACCAUAACGCUGCGGUGUCCCUCCGCCUGGCCAUGGCGGCUCACAAACCAGUGGAAUGGGUCCAGGCCGUGAUUACUAGAUUUGAUGAGCAGCUUCCCAUUAAAGUUGGACACCAGAACACACACACCAAGCUCAGCACAGAGCACAACAAGGAAUGCCUGAUCAACAUCUCCAAGUAUAAAUUUUCACUGGUCAUCAGUGGCCUCACCACCAUCCUUAAAAAUGUCAACAACAUGCGGAUAUUUGGAGAAGCUUCUGAAAGGAACCUCUACCUCUCCCAGCUCAUAAUUCUGGACACACUGGAGAAGUGCCUAGCUGGGCAACCUAAGGACUGCUUGCGUCUGGAUGAGACCAUGCUGGUUAAACAGCUGCUGCCAGAGAUCUGCCAUUUCAUCCACACGUAUCGUGAGGGACACCAGCACGCUGCUGAGCUCCGGGCAUCGGCCUCAGCUGUCCUCUUCUCUCUGAGUUGCAACAACUUCAGUGCUGUUUUCAGCCGCAUCUCCACCAGGCUACAGGAGCUGACUGUGUGCCCAGAGGACAAUGUGGAUGUCCAUGACAUAGAACUGAUGCAGUACAUCAAUGUGGACUGCUCCAAGCUGAAGAGGCUGCUACAAGAAACUGUACUAAAGUUCCGAGCUCUAAAGAAGCCUGCCCAACUAGCAGUCAUCAGCAGUUUAGAGAAGGCAUUUUGGAACUGGGUAGAGAAUUAUCCAGAUGAGUUCACAAUGCUGUACCAGCGUCCACAGGCAGAUAUGGCGGAAGCAGCCGAGAAGUUGUUUGACCAUGUAGACAGCUUUGCAGAAAGUGCCAAGAGGAAGGCAGCUGUAUGGCCACUGCAGAUAAUACUCCUCAUCCUCUGUCCAGAGAUUACACACACAAUCUCUAAAGACACAGUAGAAGACAGCAAGGCCAACAAGAAACUGUUUUUGGACAGUUUGCGUAAAGCUUUAUCGGGACAAGGUGGCAGCAAGCAGCUGAUGGAGAGUGCUGCCAUCGCCUGUGUGAAGCUUUGUAAAGCUUCAACCUACAUCAAUUGGGAAGAUCACUCCACCAUUUUCCUAUUGGUCCAGUCCAUCGUAAUGGAUCUUAAGACUCUGCUGUUCAACCCAGCCAAGCCCUUCUGGAGGGGGACCGGCAGUCAGAAUGCUGACAUGGAGCUCAUGAUAGACUGCUUUGUCUCCUGUUUCCGCAUCAAUCCUCACAAUAACCAGCAUUUUAAGAUCUGUUUGGCCUCCACCUCCCCAUCCACCUUUCACUUUGUAUUGGUCAACUCGCUGCACAGAAUAAUCACCAAUUCACAUCUGGACUGGUGGCCUAAGAUUGAUGCAGUCUACUGCUACUCUGGAGAACUACGCUUCAUGUUUGCAGACACCCUUAACCGGGUGAUCCAAGGAGCGGGCACCCACGCCCCGCUACGCAUGACACCGAGUCUGACUUUUAUAGGGAAGAAGACCACCAGCCUUAAAUUCAAAGAGAAAGCCACAGACCUGGACACUCGAAGCUACAAGUGCCUCCUUCUUGCUCUGGUCAAACUCAUUCAUGCGGACCCCAAACUCAUGUUGCACAAUCCAGUGAAGCAAUCUCCAGAGAUGCAGAGUAGCACAGCAGAGCUCAUCACUGGUCUUGUUCAGCUAGUGCCUCUAACCAACACCACCCAGCUCUCACAAGAAGCCAUGGAGGCUCUGUUAGUUCUGCACCAGCCAGAGACCAUAGAGCUGUGGAAUCCUGAUGCCCCCAUCGAGACAUUCUGGGACAUUAGUUCACAAGUUCUCUUCCUAAUUUGCCGCAAACUAAUUGGCCAGCAAAUAGUUAACGGGACCGAAGUUCUGAAAUGGCUGAGGGAGAUCCUAAUUUGCAGGAACAAGUUUCUGCUCAAAACCAAGGAGUGUGCCACUACAGGUGGUGGCAUCCCCAUUUGCCGGCAAGCUCAGACAAAGCUGGAAGUGUGUCUCUACAUGUUCCUGUGGAGCCCAGACACUGAGGCAGUGCUCGUGGCCAUGUCCUGUUUCCGACACCUCUGCGAGGAGGCUGACAUCCGCAGUGUCGCUGAUGAGGUACCCGUCCAGACAAUCCUGCCUAACUACGCCACCUUCAGUGAACUGGCCUCUGUCAGCACCAUAAUGGGCACAGGACGCUCCACUUUGCAGAAAAGGGUGAUGGCCUUGUUAAGGAGGAUAGAGCACCCCACACCGGGAAACAUUGAGGCCUGGGAAGACACAUAUACUAAAUGGGACCAGUCCACAAAACAAAUUCUCAACUUCCCCAAAAACAAGGCAGAUGAUGGGCAGCAGGAGUGGAUCAAUAUGACGGGGUUCCUAUGUGCUCUAGGGGGUGUGUGUCUCCAGCAGCGCAGCACCCCCGGCCCAGCCACCUACAGCCCACCUAUGGGACCCAUGAGUGAACGCAAACACUCCAUGAUCUCCAUGGGCCCCUGUGAGGUAUCUAACCCCAUGGCCUCCUCAUGCUCUUCAUCGGCCUCUAGCGAGACUCCUGUCAGCCGCUUCCUUGACCGGCUGCUGGCCCUGCUGGUGUGUGGUCAUGACAGGGUUGGGCUCCAUGUUCGCACCAAUGUUAAAGACCUUCUUGGGCUGGAGCUCAGUCCCGCGCUCUACCCCAUGCUCUUCAACAAGCUACGGAACAGCAUCGGCAAAUUCUUUGACACUCAGGGACCGGUCCCCAUCAACGACACUAACACACAGUUUGUGGAGCAGACCAUAGCCAUCAUGAAGAACCUGUUAGAUAACCACACAGAGGGUAGCUCUGAACACCUGGGGCAGGCCAGCAUCGAGACUAUGAUGCUCAACCUGGUCAGGUAUGUACGCAUCUUGGGUAAUGCGGUCCAUGCCAUCCAGAUCAAAACCAAGCUUUGCCAACUUGUAGAGGUGAUGAUGGAGAGACGAGAUGACUUAUCCUUCUGCCAGGAGAUGAAGUUCAGGAACAAGAUGGUGGAGUACCUGACAGACUGGGUCAUGGGAACCUCCAACCAAGCCGCCGAUGAUGACAUCAAGUGCCUGACAAGGGACCUGGACCAAGCAAGUAUGGAGGCUGUAGUGUCUCUAUUAGCUGGUCUUCCUCUGCAGCCAGAGGAGGGAGAUGGAGUUGAACUGAUGGAGGCCAAAUCACAGCUCUUUCUCAAAUACUUCACUUUGUUUAUGAACCUCCUGAACGACUGCAGUGAGGUUGAGGAUGAGGGCCAGGCAGUUGGGGGACGAAAGAGAGGAAUGUCCCGACGCUUGGCGUCCCUCCGUCACUGCACUGUCUUGGCCAUGUCUAACCUGCUCAAUGCAAAUGUUGACAGCGGCCUCAUGCACUCCAUUGGUCUGGGUUACCACAAGGACCUUCAGACCCGAGCUACUUUCAUGGAAGUGCUGACCAAGAUCCUGCAGCAAGGAACAGAGUUUGACACGCUUGCAGAGACUGUGCUGGCUGACCGCUUUGAGAGGCUUGUAGAGCUGGUGACCAUGAUGGGAGAUCAGGGAGAGCUGCCCAUCGCCAUGGCUUUGGCUAAUGUAGUUCCUGGAUCCCAGUGGGAUGAGCUAGCCAGAGUCCUUGUGACAUUGUUUGACUCCCGCCACCUCCUCUACCAGUUGCUGUGGAACAUGUUUUCUAAAGAGGUGGAACUGGCUGACUCCAUGCAAACACUCUUUAGAGGAAACAGCCUGGCCAGCAAGAUUAUGACCUUCUGUUUCAAGGUAUAUGGAGCAGCAUACCUGCAGAAGUUAUUGGAGCCUUUAUUAAAAGGGGUCAUCACAUCCCCUGAACACAUCAGUUUUGAAGUGGACCCCACCAGGCUGGAACAAGGUGAAAACCUGGAGGAGAACCAGAGGAACCUGCUGCAGAUUGCUGAGCGCUUCUUCCAAGCCAUCACUGGUUCAUCCAACGAGUUCCCCCCACAGCUCCGCAGUGUUUGCCACUGUCUCUACCAGGCUACUUGCUACUCUCUACUGAAUAAAGCAACAGUAAAAGAAAAAAAGGAAAACAAAAAAGCAGUCGUGAGUCAACGGUUUCCACAGAACAGCAUAGGUGCAGUGGGCAGUGCCAUGUUUCUGCGCUUUGUCAACCCAGCUAUUGUGUCUCCCUACGAGGCCGGAAUCUUGGACAAGAAGCCAUUGCCCAGGAUAGAACGGGGUCUCAAACUCAUGUCCAAGAUUCUGCAGAGUAUUGCAAACCAUGUCCUGUUUACAAAAGAAGAACACAUGAGACCUUUUAAUGACUUUGUGAAGAGCAACUUUGAUUCAGCAAGAAGGUUUUUCUUGGAUAUAGCAUCUGACUCUCCUCCCAGUGACUCAGUCAACCACAGUUUGUCCUUUAUCAGUGAUGGUAAUGUGCUAGCCCUUCACCGGCUGCUGUGGAACAACCAGGAAAGGAUCGGCCAGUACCUCUCCAGUAAUAGAGACCACAAGGCUGUAGGCAGGCGACCUUUUGAUAAGAUGGCUACACUGCUGGCCUACCUUGGACCCCCGGAGCACAAACCUGUGGCUGAUACCCAUUGGUCCAGUCUCAAUCUGACCAGCUCCAAAUUUGAAGAGUUCAUGACCAGGCACCAGGUCCAUGAGAAGGAGGAGUUCAAAGCCUUAAAGACCCUCAACAUUUUCUACCAAGCGGGAACCUCUAAAACUGGCAACCCAGUGUUCUACUAUGUGGCCCGCAGGUUCAAAACAGGCCAGAUCAAUGGGGACUUGCUCAUCUACCAUGUCCUUCUCACCCUCAAACCGUACUAUGCUAAGCCAUAUGAGAUAGUGGUGGACUUAACACAUGUUGGACCCAGCAAUCGCUUCAAGACGGACUUCUUGUCCAAGUGGUUUGUGGUAUUUCCUGGUUUUGCCUAUGAGAAUGUAGCAGCUGUUUAUGUCUACAACUGCAACACUUGGGUGAGGGAGUACACCAAGUAUCAUGAACGGCUACUGACGGGUUUGAAGGGCAGCAAGCGUCUUCAGUUCAUUGACUCUCCAGCUAAGUUGGCCGAGCACAUUGAACCUGACCAGCAGAAGCUGCCAGCAGCCACACUGACACUGGAGGAAGACCUCAAAGUGUUCCACAAUGCUCUCAAGCUAGCACAUAAAGACACCAAAGUCUCAAUAAAGGUCGGUUCAACAGCAGUUCAGGUGACCUCAGCUGAGCGGACUCGUGUCCUUGGCCAGCCUGUCUUCCUCAAUGAUGUCUAUUACGCCUCGGAGAUUGAGGAGAUUUGUCUGGUGGAUGAAAGUCAGUUCACGCUCACCAUGGCCAACCAGGGCACACCACUCACAUUUAUGCAUCAGGAGUGUGAUGCCAUCGUCCAGUCUAUUAUCCAUAUCCGGACACGCUGGGAGUUGUCACAACCAGACUCCAUCCCGCAGCAUACCAAGAUCCGACCCAAAGAUGUUCCUGGCACACUGCUCAACAUUGCUCUGCUCAACCUGGGCAGUUCUGACCCCAGUCUCAGGUCUGCAGCUUACAAUCUACUGUGUGCUUUGACCUGCACCUUCAACCUAAAGAUAGAGGGCCAGCUGCUGGAGACAUCAGGUCUCUGCAUCCCAGCUAACAACACCCUCUUUAUAGUUUCCAUUAGCAAGACUUUGGCGGCCAAUGAGCCCCAUCUGACGCUGGAGUUUCUGGAGGAGUGCAUCUCAGGAUUCAGCAAAUCUAGUAUUGAGUUGAAGCAUCUCUGCUUGGAGUAUAUGACACCCUGGCUGCUCAAUCUGGUUCGCUUCUGUAAGCACAAUGAUGAUGCCAAGCGCCAGCGCGUCACUGCCAUUUUGGACAAACUCAUCACCAUGACAAUCAAUGAAAAGCAGAUGUAUCCCUCUAUCCAGGCCAAGAUCUGGGGAAGUCUGGGCCAGAUAACAGACCUGUUGGAUGUGGUGUUGGACAGCUUUAUUAAGACCAGUGCUACAGGGGGCCUAGGUUCCAUCAAAGCGGAAGUCAUGGCUGACACCGCAGUGGCUUUGGCUUCAGGGAAUGUGAAACUAGUCUCCAACAAGGUUAUUGGCCGGAUGUGUAAGAUCAUAGACAAGACAUGUCUGUCACCAACACCCACACUUGAGCAGCACCUGAUGUGGGACGAUAUUGCCAUCUUGGCACGGUACAUGCUCAUGCUAUCCUUCAACAACUCCCUGGAUGUUGCAGCACACUUGCCAUACCUGUUCCAUGUGGUGACUCUGCUCGUAGCCACCGGGCCACUGUCCCUAAGAGCCUCCACCCACGGUUUGGUCAUCAACAUUAUUCACUCCCUCUGCACAUGCUCACAGCUCAACUUCAGUGAAGAGACCAAGCAGGUUCUGAGGUUGAGCCUGACGGAGUUCUCCCUGCCAAAGUUCUAUCUGCUAUUUGGCAUCAGCAAAGUCAAGUCAGCUGCCGUCAUUGCCUUCCGCUCCAGCUACAGAGACCGCUCAUUCUCACCGGGCUCAUAUGAGAGAGAGACAUUUGCCCUGUCCUCCCUGGAGACCGUCACUGAAGCCUUGCUGGAAAUCAUGGAGGCGUGUAUGAGGGACCUGCCUACCUGCAAAUGGUUGGACCAAUGGACAGAGCUCGCACAGAAAUUCGCAUUCCAGUACAACCCAUCUCUCCAGCCAAGAGCACUGGUGGUAUUUGGCUGUAUCAGUAAGAGAGUAAGCCACGGCCAAAUUAAGCAAAUCAUUCGAAUUCUCAGCAAGGCCAGCCCCCUGCUCAGCAUAGAUCGGGGUCUGGAGAGCUGCCUGAAGGGCCCAGACAAUUACAACAGCCAAGUAUUGAUAGAGGCUACAGUGAUUGCCCUGACCAAACUUCAGCCUCUACUCAGCAAGGAGUCACCCAUGCAUAAAGCUCUGUUCUGGGUGGCAGUAGCUGUGCUUCAGUUGGAUGAAGUCAACCUGUACUCUGCUGGAACUGCUCUGUUGGAGCAGAACCUCCACACUCUGGACACAAUGCGUGUCUUCAAUGACAAGAGCCCAGAAGAAGUGUUCAUGGAAAUCAGGCAUCCCUUGGAAUGGCACUGUAAACAGAUGGAUCACUUUGUGGGCCUCAACUUCAGUACCAACUUCAACUUUGCGCUGGUGGGCCACCUACUGAAAGGCUACAGACACCCAUCCCCCACAACGGUAGCAAGGACAGUGAGAAUCCUGCACACACUGUUAGCGCUCAUCAGCAAACAUCUAAAAUGUGACAAGUUUGAGGUCAGCACCCAGAGUGUGGCCUAUUUGGCUGCGCUGCUCACUGUAUCUGAGGAGGUCAGGAGUCGCUGCAGCCUUAAACACAGAAAGUCCCUGCUGAUUUCGGACCUCUCCGUGGACCCAGUACCUAUGGACACCUAUUCCUGUCACAUCUCUGAUCCUACUUGCAGAUCUUUACAAGAGACUCAGCCAUGGACGUCACCUCAGGUUUCAGAGCGUUACCUUUCAGCCCAUCACUACCCUACAAUGGGUCAAAUCAGCCCCCGAACACGCAAGUCCAUGAGCCUAGACAUGGGCCAGCCCUCACAAGCCAACACCAAGAAGCUCCUGGGCACCAGGAAAAGCUUUGAUCAUCUCAUAUCAGACUCCAAAGCACCAAAGAGACCAGAAAUGGAGUCUGGUAUGACUACCCCUCCAAAGAUGAGACGUGUAGCAGAGAAUGACUAUGAAAUAGAAACGCCAAGAAUUGGAAACUCUCAUCUUCGCAAGGUGUCUGUAUCAGAGUCCAACGUUCUACUGGAUGAGGAAGUGCUGACUGACUCAAAGAUCCAGGCUCUGCUGCUAACUGUGCUGGCCACGCAGGUCAAAUACACCACAGAUGACUUUGAUCAGCGAAUUCUUUAUGAGUACCUGGCUGAAGCUAGCGUUGUCUUCCCAAAGGUUUUUCCAGUUGUCCACAACCUGCUGGACUCCAAGAUCAACACUGUGCUGUCCAUGUGCCAGGACAUCAACCUCCUAAACCCUGUACAUGGUAUUGUACAGAGUGUGGUGUACCACGAGGAGUCACCCCCCCAGUACCAACCUUCCUAUUUACAAAGCUUUGGCUUUAAUGGACUUUGGAGGUUUGCUGGGCCAUUCUCUAAGCAGACACAGAUACCAGACUAUGCCGAGCUGAUCGUGAAGUUUCUGGAGGCGUUGAUUGAUUGCUACCUGCCAGCUGCUGACGAGGAGCGAGGGGAGGAGCAGCUUAGGACGCCCACUUCACCCUAUCCCCCCAGCAGCCAGAGCCAGCUAAGCAUCACUGCCAACCUCAAUCUGUCUAAUUCCAUGACCUCACUCGCCACCUCACAGCACUCACCAGGUGUGGAUAAGGAGAAUGUCCAGCUAUCCCCCAGCUCUGCUCUGUCCAGUGGAGGUCGCACUCGCCACGGUUCAGCAAGUCAGGUACAGAAGCAACGCAGUGCCGGCAGUUUCAAGAGACCUAGCAUCAAGAAGAUUGUGUGACCAACCAGAGGACCCCAACCCACCCACAUCCUCGUCCACUUCCUCCUGCUCACCUGGCACCUCCCCACACAACACUCCAUAUUUACUCCUAUUUCAUCUUUGUUCUUCAUGGAUGUUCCUUUGGCAUGUGAUUUUAUGUUUUGUGUCAAGGAGAAAGCAAAAGCAAACUUGAAUUCUGCUGCUUUUUUUUUCAAAUGCUUCAUUUGGACCAGACAUAGCGUGGCCUAGUUUCUGUGGAACCAUUUCUGUUGUCAUCCGGAGUUGAUCUGUUUAGCUACAGCCCGAGUGUCCUGCAGUGUGGGAGGUCAAACACGAAAAUAGAAAAAAGGCAAACAGGUGGGAAAACUAUUGUUAAGUUUGGAUGUGGACUUUCCCAGACAGUUUAUGCUGGAAUGAUCCACGUAGCAAAUUCUGAAUUGGCUGAAGUUUGAUCUGCAGUAUGUUCGGUGGCCUUCAAUCUGGUGUCAGUGAGAUGGACCAAAUGAACCCAACAACAGUUGUGGUGGGGGUGUCAAUCUGUGAAACAGGACCUUCAUUCUGGACCUAUUUGGACAUCUCAGUUCCCCACUCUCAGUCCUGUACAUAUUUUACAUGGACAGAUUAUGUAUAACUAGUCCUUACUGCUACGUUAGAUGUUGACGUUAUCUCCAUGGUGUGCCUUUGUCAUGAUUUUUGUGUACAAUUUGUAAACGAAAAGUCAGAUAACAGCUACUAAUUAUGGAGGCAAGCCGCCCACAUCACCACACAUUCAGUCUCAGCUGCGCCAUGAUCAUCAAAUAUACAAUUAUCCGUGUACUCCAUUGCCUGAAGCUAUUUGUCAUGUAAACAUGUCUUACCACUUUCCAAAAAUCUGCUUUUUCAGACACUUUCAACAUGAAGAUUACAAAACACUAGGGGAAAUGCAACUGUGUAAAUAGCUGCACGCUUGUUGUAAUUUUUCCUUUGCUUUUAUUUAGCUUUUUGGCUAUUUUAAAUUUUUUGUAUUUUGAAUAGCAUAACAUUUUAUUUGUUUGACAAGGAAAAUGGUUUAAUAGGCAAUAAUCCUGAACUUUCAUCCACCCAAUUUAUUUGUACUCAAACAGGAAGAAUACAUUUGUAUUGUCUGCUUGGUGCAAUAUAAUACCAUCUCCUGAGUUUCCUGUUAACGUAGAGAUUCAACUCUACAUGGGCUUCAUUUAAUGCUUUCCUCUAAUGACCAUGUGAAUAGAAAAGAGGCAGAGGACAGUGUCACAUACACCUCCAUAUGUUUCAUCUGAGCAGAAUCAUGAGAUUUGCAAGUUUAAACUGCAGGCUCUACUCUGAAACCUUGGACAUUUCACUGCUAGGUCUGUAAAUUAUGGGAAAUGUGUAUAAAAUUUGCAGUUACGUCUCUACUUCCUCCAACUUUGCAAAAACAGAAUAUGUUGGAAAUGCGUGCUCCCGUGUCUAAGAACCAUUUAGUACUGCACUAUAAUAAUGCAGUCAUGAGUCAGUGGAAUGAAUUAAUGAACUCAAGCAAGUUUCAGCUGCACAGAGGUCAAUUUGGACGUUGGAACUAAUUGUUAUGUUUAAAGACACUGUCAGUUACAACCUAUGUGAAUAAGCCUACAGAAGAACUACAGAAGAAGCAUUAAUUUAAUUCUGAGAGGAACUGUUUACAGCAGACAUCACUGAUCCAGAAAGAGCAGAUGACUUCUCUUUGCUCAGUUUAGGUUAGUCAAGACUAAACAGGCCACAAAAAAAUCAAGAGAAAAGUCUCAUUUGUCUUUUUGUUGAGACAACCAAGAUACAGCGUCAAUUGUGUACCUUCCACAAAACACAACCAGGAAAAAUUUGAAGGCAAACUUUAUUUGAGCACCGGGUUAGCAGAUUCCCAUUGUUUUGGUUUGACUUGUGUAUGAAUGAAAAUAUAAAGGAGUAUGUGUCCAUAACCUCUUAAAGAAGUGGUUGACUUGCACUAAUAAAAAAAAUAAUAAUUUUUUUUUUUUUUUAAAUGGAUGGAAAGAUGGAAAAACCUCAAAAUGUGGCAUGUUUUAUUUGAUGUUAUGCAAAAUCUAAUGUCUGAAGAGUAUUAGUCUGAGUUUUGUUUUUCAAUGCAGUACGUGUGACAAUUGUAAAUACUUUGUGUACAAUUUGAGAUGGUAUAUUUACUACUCUGUACAUACAUGUGAUAUUGUAUCAUUUUGUUUUUGUAAAGCAGUUAGUUUCUGUAUAAUAAUACACAAAUUGAACUAUUCCAGUGUUAGUAAUAAAAUGUUUUGCUCUCA
Mugil cephalus (flathead mullet) is the source of this 10769-nucleotide messenger RNA. It is a transcript of the gene nf1a, whose product is annotated as neurofibromin 1a. The transcript is spliced from 57 exons. The record is from RefSeq and is a predicted model, not a curated record. NCBI's taxonomy places the organism in Eukaryota, Metazoa, Chordata, Actinopteri, Mugiliformes, Mugilidae. Bases 199 to 8523 code for a protein of 2774 amino acids. Gene Ontology annotation, biological process: regulation of GTPase activity.